UCCUACCACCUGCGCCGGCACGUGCUCAUCCACACGGGCGAGCGGCCCUUCCAGUGCGGCCAGUGCCACAUGGGCUUCAUCCAGAAGUACCUGCUGCAGCGGCACGAGAAGAUCCACAGCCGCGAGAAGCCCUUCGGCUGCGACCAGUGCAGCAUGAAGUUCAUCCAGAAGUACCACAUGGAGCGGCACAAGCGCACGCACAGCGGCGAGAAGCCCUACAAGUGCGACACCUGCCAGCAGUUCUUCUCGCGGACCGACCGGCUGCUCAAGCACCGGCGCACCUGCGGCGAAGCCUACCUGAGCCUGCAGACCUACUCCGUGGAGAUGCCCGCCAUGUCGCCCGGCGGGGGCAUGAUGGGCGGCGGCGGCGGCAUGGACGAGCUCCAGAAAAGGGUGCCAAAACUCAUCUUCAAGAAAGGAAGCAGGAAGAACACCGACAAAAGCUACCUGAACUUCGUGUCGCCGCUGCCGGACCUGGUGGGACAGAAGUCCUUGUCGGGGAAGCCCGGCGGCCCCCUGGGCAUCGCGGGGAGCGCCGGCACGGAGACCCUCGGCCUCCUCCAGAGCGCCGGCGGCAAGCAGGGCCCGCUGAACAGCAACUACGACGAUGCCAUGCAGUUCUCCAAGAAGAGGAGAUACCUGCCCACCGCCACCAGCAACAGUGCCUUCUCGAUCAACGUGGGCCACAUGGUCUCCCAGCCGUCCGUCAUCCAGGCCGCCGGGGUCAGCGUCCUGGACAGCGAGGCCCCACUGUCGCUGAUCGACUCCUCCGCGCUGAGCGCGGACGUCAAGUCUUGCCACGACAAGUCCGGCAUCCCCGACGAGGUCCUGCAGAGCAUCUUGGACCAGUACUCCAGCAAGUCGGAGGGCCAGAAGGAGGACCCGUUCAGCAUCGCGGAGCCGCGCGUGGACUUGCACGCCUCAGGGGAGCACCCGGAGCUGGUGCAGGAGGGAAGCCUGAGCCCCGGCACCCAGACCCCCUCCAGCGACAAGGCCAUGGUGUUGCAGGAGUACUCCAAAUACCUCCAGCAGGCCUUCGAGAAGUCCACCAACGCGGGCUUCGCGCUCGGACACGGUUUCCAGUUCGUCAGCCUGUCCUCACCUCUCCACAACCACACGCUGUUCCCGGAAAAGCAGAUUUACACUACGUCUCCCCUGGAGUGUGGUUUCGGCCAGUCUGUUACCUCAGUGUUGCCAUCUUCGUUGCCAAAGCCUCCUUUUGGGAUGUUGUUCGGAUCGCAGCCGGGUCUGUACCUGUCUGCUCUGGAUGCCACCCACCAGCAGCUGACCCCUUCCCAGGAGCUGGACGAUCUGAUCGACUCUCAGAAGAAUCUAGAGACUUCCUCGGCCUUCCAGUCCUCAUCUCAGAAACUGCCGAGCCAGAAGGAGCCGCAGAAGAACUUGGAGUCCUCCACCAGCUUUCAGAUGCCCUCUCAGGAGUUAGCGAGCCAGAUGGACCCCCCGAAGGACAUGGAGCCUCGAGCCACGUACCAGAUCGAGAACUUUGCACAGGCGUUUGGUUCUCAGUUCAAGUCGGGCAGCAGGGUGCCAAUGACCUUUGUCAGUAACUCGAACGGCGAAGUGGACCACAGAGUCAGGACUUCGGUGUCAGAUUUCUCAGGGUACACAAACAUGAUGUCCGAUGUGAGUGAGCCAUGUAGUACGCGAGUCAAGACGCCCACCAGCCAGAGCUACAGGUAAGCCCCCAGGUGACAGGCUGGCGGUCGAAGGAUGCGGUUUCUGUUUCGUUCUGAGAACACUGCCAUUGGAAUGUUUGUACACGAUCCUCUUAAGAAUAAUGUAAUGCCCUUUCAAUGCAACUUUUCAUAUUUAGUUUAUUUUGUUAGUGUGAUUUUAGCUCUGUUUCUAUUAUGAUUUUUAAUCGAAAUCAAUAGAUUAAAAAUAGUUUGACAUUCAAAGUGACAAUGUUUAGCAAUCAAAUUUACAUGUAUAGAUCGUCAGGGAAUAGCCCAAAAGUUUUAAAUGCAAAAAAAAGAAAAAAGAAUGAAAAAAAAAAAAGAAAAAAAAAAACGAUGUAAAAAAAAACAAAACAAAAAAACUUUGUUGCUAGGAUUAAGGUUAUUCUAAUUGCUUUACUCUCAGGAAAGUGUAACAAGGCAUGGGAACUCUGUAUGCUGUCACUGUAACGGGAUAUCCAGUUUACAGGUGGUAUGGUAUACGUGUCACCAUUUCAGUAAGGGAUCGAAACAUUUCAAAUUGCUGUCUCCACCUGGGCUGAGGCGAAGUUCCGAGAUGUGGGCAACCCGUGUCCUGUGGCGGCUUCUUACGGUGCCCCGAGCUUCCCGACCACGUCCACCCCAGCCGGGCAGGACGGAUUCUGGGACCUUUGAUCAAAGCCUGGGAUGAUAGCUUUAACGAAACAAGAAGUAACCUUUAAAGUGCCCCCUCUCCUUGCCCCACCUGUGACCAGGCUGCAGCUCCACGAGGAGGCGGCCAGCUGACGUCUGGCCAGUGUUGAAGCCGAGUCGGUGCCAGUGUUAGGGCCCGCGUUGGGAUGGCAUAGUGUGAAACGGGGGGCGUUGUUGUUCUGCGAGGCCGAGAGGCACGGUCCUCUUGUCUGGUACCCGUCACCCACGCUUCUGGGUGUUGGUGUUUUUUUUCCUGAACCUACAUUCUUUCUAAGAGUUCUGGGCCUUGUCCUGACAGUUUCAACUUUAGAAGGAGUUACAUUCCAAUGAGCAUCUUACAUGCCUCUGGCAUCCAAAUCCUAAACAAUAAGAUGAACGCCCGCCACUCCCCACCUCGAACAACAACAACAAAAGAACCCCACCUAGGUUUUCACGUGUCAUCACGCCCCACACACUUGGAGCUGGAGAGGCGACGAAGGUGUGUGAUUCCAGCUGGUGCCAUAGCUCACGGAGCGGGGAGGGGGUGGGCCUGCCUUCCGUAGUGACCUCAGAGCCUCUUGGUGGAGCCGCAGCCGUGUCGCACGGUGCACCGGGGCGCCCGUCAGUAUUGUGCAGGGGCCGGCGCAGUCACCGAGCCAGCUCCCAGCCCCGAUUGCCAUUCGCAGCUGCUGGCCACAGUGGCUGUGCUCGAACCACUUUUUAGCCAUUGUAUUUCCUCCUGAUGGUAUUUUUAAUGGACUUGGGUGUUUGCGCUGACGAGUUUUAUGUACUUUUGGGGAUGUCUCAGUCUUACGUCCCCCGCUGACGUCAGGAAAGUACCACUGUUUGUUUGCAGCCUGAUUGUGUAACCAGCCUCGCGGCUUCCAUGUGUGACACAGUCAUUAAUUCUGUGCGAGUGUGAAACACUUCUGUUAUGAAAGCAGUGUUCGGGAAAUAAGGAAUUAUUAAAAUGGUUACAGAAUACUAGUUAAUUUCCUCCCCACACUUUUCCUCCCUGACGUGUUGCUUUUGCCAGCUGCAGGCUCACCUCCGUGUCACUGCAGGAUUCUUAGACAAUGUGUUUAACCCUCUUACAUACACUUGGUUCUAAAGUCUGUAUUUCUUAUUUGGGAACGCGGUUAAGUUCUGCGGGGGGCAGAGUACGAGCUGUGAGGAGGGCGGAGAGGCCCUUCCCACCGGAUCUGAAGAUGGAUGGUUCCCCCGUGUUUUGUUUUAUACAGGUUUUGGCUUUCUCUAACUUUUAUUGUGUGUACUGAAACUGCGUAUGUAUUAUUCUGAUUGUUCUAGUUUACUACCAAUAAAAGACUUGUUAAUCACAAAA
Molecule: messenger RNA, 3690 nt
Organism: Myotis davidii
Lineage: Eukaryota; Metazoa; Chordata; Mammalia; Chiroptera; Vespertilionidae
Gene: ZNF281
Product: zinc finger protein 281
Biological process (GO): regulation of transcription by RNA polymerase II
Cellular component (GO): nucleus
Molecular function (GO): RNA polymerase II cis-regulatory region sequence-specific DNA binding; DNA-binding transcription factor activity, RNA polymerase II-specific
Source: RefSeq, a predicted model, not a curated record